Rotaria sp. Silwood2 is the source of this 333-nucleotide messenger RNA. Lineage: Eukaryota; Metazoa; Rotifera; Eurotatoria; Philodinida; Philodinidae. The record is from the annotation of a GenBank genome assembly.
AUGGAACGUAGAUCUUUUUCGGACGCUGGCAGAAUCAGUGUAACAGUUGAAAUAUCAUCCAAUGAUGGUCAAAAUGAAAUCACUCUGGCGAAUAUUCCAUUGUGUAUGACAAUUGGCGACUUGAAACAGAAACUACAUGUGGCACCGAAUUCACAUUUAGGACGUCCAAAAGAAUUCGAAAACUGGGGUAAUCAGCGUCAACUUUCAGAUUAUUUUGUCAGGGAUCAUGAACAAUUGGUUUGUGUUUUGCAAUCUACAAAGGAAGACGUCCAAAGUUCAUGCGAUGAUUAUGAUCAAUGGUUAGCAAAACGUACUGAUGGCGGAACUAAAUAA